GCACCGUCUGUGUCCUGCUGUCCUUCCCAUUCAUCUUCAGCCCAUGCCUUGGCUGCGGGGAGGCCACCCCUGAGUGGGCUGCCCUGCUCUAUUAUGGACCCUUCAUCGUCAUCUUCCAGUUUGGCUGGGCUGCCACUCAGAUUGCCCACCUGAGUCUCAUCCCAGAGCUGGUGACCAGUGACCACGAGAAGGUGGAGCUCACAGCCCUCAGGUAUGCGUUCACCGUGGUGGCUAACAUCACGGUGUACGGUGCCGCCUGGCUGCUGCUGCAUCUGCAGGGAUCCUCGCAUGCUGGGCAGGAUAUCAGUGUAGGUGACCAGCUGGGAGUCCAGGAUGUGCCGGUGUUUCGGAACCUGGCCCUGAUGGUGGUGGGCGUGGGAGCCAUCUUCUCGCUGCUCUUCCACUUGGGUACCAAGGAGGGGCGGCGGCCCUGUCCCCGGGAGAUGGAACCUGACGAGCACAGCCCCCUGGUGGCCCCCACAGCCAGGCCACUGCUGCUCUGGAAACACUGGCUGCGGGAGCCAGCUUUCUAUCAGGUGGGCAUGCUGUACAUGACCACGAGGCUCAUUGUGAACCUGUCUCAGACCUACAUUGCCAUGUACCUGACCUACUCUCUCAGCCUACCCAAGAAGUUUAUCGCCACCAUCCCUCUGGUGAUGUACCUGAGCGGCUUCCUCUCAUCCUUCCUCAUGAAACCUGUCAACAGGCGCAUAGGGAGGAACAUGACCUACUUCAGCGGGCUUCUGGUGAUCCUGGCCUUCGCAGCAUGGGUGGCUCUGGUAGAUAAGCUGGGCGUGGCUGUGUAUGGGGCAGCUGUGCUGCUGGGUGCAGGCUGUGCCACUGUCCUUGUCACCUCACUGGCCAUGACAGCUGACCUCAUUGGCCCACACACGCACAGUGGAGCCUUCGUGUAUGGUGCUAUGAGCUUUUCGGACAAGGUGGCCAAUGGGCUGGCAGUCAUGGCUGUGCAGAGCCUGCACCCCUGCCCCUCCGAGCUGUGCUGUAGGGCCUGUGUGGGCUUCUACCACUGGGUGAUGGUGACCGUGACCGGUGGUGUGGGUGUGGCCGCGGCCCUGGCUCUCUGCAGCCUCCUCAUUUGGCCCAUUCGCAUUCGAACCCGUACUGGGGACCCCAGAGACCGGCCCUGACCCGGCUCCCUAGGGCAACACGACGAAGGACCAGGCAGACACCCUAGUCCCCCGACCCUCCCUCCAGCUGCCCGGGGUCAGAGGCCACGCUGUGCGGGGGUGGACACCCGGCUAAGCUUGCUGGGCCCUGGGGACUCUGCCCAACCGUGAACUCAGAGGACGCAGCAGCCCGGAGCAGGCGCUUGCGGGGACCAGGGGAGAAUAAAGCUCGGCCGCAGAGGCUGGAGGACUGACA
Messenger RNA from Cricetulus griseus (Chinese hamster), 1383 nucleotides. NCBI's taxonomy places the organism in Eukaryota, Metazoa, Chordata, Mammalia, Rodentia, Cricetidae. The record is from RefSeq and is a predicted model, not a curated record.